Messenger RNA from Cyanistes caeruleus (blue tit), 510 nucleotides. Lineage: Eukaryota; Metazoa; Chordata; Aves; Passeriformes; Paridae. The record is from RefSeq and is a predicted model, not a curated record.
UGGAGCCGGAGUUGGCACGGACGGUGGUGGAGAGCGUGGAGCGGCUGCUGCAGAGCUGCCCCCGGGGCGGCGAGGCCGAGCUGCGGGCGCUGAUGAAGCUCAACAAGAAGCUGGCCAAGGCUGUGGGGCACAUCUUCCAGCUGGAGGACGGUGACCGGCAGAAGGAGGAGGAGAUCCGUCGGCACAGCGCGAUCUACGGCCGCGGCGAGGCCCGGCGCCGGGAGGGCAAGCAGCUCACCCUGCACGAGCUCAUCAUCAACGAGGCGGCCGCCCAGUUCUGCCUUCGGGACAACUCGCUGCUGCUGCGGCGCGUCGAGCUCUUCUCGCUGUCACGACAGGUCGCACGGGAGAGCACCUACCUGUCCUCGCUCAAGGUUGCCAGGGCCCAUCCCGAGGACAGCGGUGCCAUCGUGGCCAAGCGGCUCAAGCAGGAGGCGGGGGAGCAGAGCCGCCCUGAGCUCCUGGCACUGCCGGUGGGGCUGGAGCCCCCCGGGGCCGGGUACCGAGCCA